UGCCUGCUGUUGUUGACACUGCGCACCAACAGCACCUCAGGGACGCUAACGUUUCAUACAUGUUCGUGUUUUAAAUACCAAACUUUACGCUUGUGCCGGCUACUUGUUUAUACCGUCGUGUCAAGGUGGUUUUAAUUGAUCGUUCUGUACUCUGGUUGUCCGUUUACUGUCCGCUGACGGCUGCCAACUUUGCGUCGUAGCUAGCAUCGGAGGCUAACCGUUAAUGGAGGAAGUUAGCUAAUUAGUGAGCCAUGGAGAGCAAAUUUAAAUCCAGCUAAUAGAAUUACACUUUGUAGGCGGGUUUUAAUCCCAGCUAAGUGCGUGAAACUUGUCGGGACAACACUCAAAACAAGAUGGCAGUAGAGCUGGAUGUGUUCGUAGGUAACACCACUAUCAUGGAUGAGGAAGUUUACCAGCUCUGGUUGGAUGGAUACACAGUGAAUGAUGCAGUGAAGGUCCGCAUGGAGGGAGGAGUAAUGGAUGAGUGUGAAGCAAGUGCAGAUGUUCUGCUGAGUGACACUAUGGACCAGUACAGGACUUUCCAGAUGUGUGAGCGUCUGCUGCACAGUCCAGCGAAACUGGCCAACCAGCUGCUGUUCCAGAUCCCACCCCAUCGACAGACCGUUCUCAUAGAGAGAUAUUAUGCCUUUGAUGAUGCAUUUGUUCGUGAGGUCCUGGGGAAGAAACUCUCCAAAGGAACGAAGAAAGACUUGGACGAUAUCAGUGCCAAGACAAGUGUGACACUGAAAAGCUGCAGACGACAGUUUGACAACUUCAAACGCGUUUUCAAAGUAGUGGAAGAGCUAAAGGGACCCCUGGUGGAGAACAUACGUCAGCAUUUUCUUCUCUCUGACAAGCUUGCAAGGGAUUACGCUGCCAUUGUUUUCUUUGCCAACAAUCGCUUUGAGACAGGGAAAAGAAAGCUGCAAUAUCUCACUUUCCAGGACUUUGCUUUCUGUGCCGGGCAGCUUAUCAACAACUGGACAGUUGGGGCCGUUGAUAACAUGGUGGAAGACAUGGACGUCGAUCUUGAUAAAGAGUUUCUACAAGAGCUGAAAGAACUUAAGAUUUUAAUCACUGAUAAAGAUCUGCUGGAUCAACACAAAAGUUUGGUCUGUACAGCUCUCAGAGGAAAGACUAAAGCUUUUAAUGAGAUGGAGGCUAAUUUUAAGAAUCUUUCCAGAGGCCUUGUCAACAUCGCUGCAAAGUUAACCAACACAAAAGAUGUCAGAGACUUUUUUAUUGAUCUUGUGGAAAAGUUUAUUGAGCCAUGCCGUUCAGACCGAUGGACAGCUGCGGACAUGAAACUCUACCUCACUCACUACACCAACUCUGCACACAUACUUGACACAUUCAAACAUCAGGUCGUGUGGGACAGAUACAUGGGCGUCAUCAAAAGCUGUAUCUUCAAAAUGUAUCACGACUGAAGCGUUUCUUUCACGGCUCGCCCUUCUUUUCUCCUCGCUCUCCCUUCCGUUGGUUUUCCCCUGACUGAGGCCGUUAUUUUGUUCCUUCGUUCCGUCAGCGGUGAUGAAUUUGCUUCCAGUAUCGCUUCAGAUCCCCCCCCCCCGUGUCCCUUCAGUGUCUGUAAAUUUGGUCUGUAAAUAAAAUUAGCGUAUUUACAUCAAA
Messenger RNA from Stegastes partitus (bicolor damselfish), 1629 nucleotides. RefSeq names its product fibroblast growth factor (acidic) intracellular binding protein a (gene fibpa). Lineage: Eukaryota; Metazoa; Chordata; Actinopteri; Pomacentridae. Gene Ontology annotation, biological process: platelet aggregation. The transcript is spliced from 11 exons. Gene Ontology annotation, molecular function: fibroblast growth factor binding. The record is from RefSeq and is a predicted model, not a curated record. Bases 354 to 1427 code for a protein of 357 amino acids. Gene Ontology annotation, cellular component: nucleus.